Molecule: messenger RNA, 2440 nt
Organism: Ceratitis capitata (Mediterranean fruit fly)
Lineage: Eukaryota; Metazoa; Arthropoda; Insecta; Diptera; Tephritidae
Gene: tub
Product: protein Tube
Exons: 2
Coding region: 334-1911 (525 amino acids)
Source: RefSeq, a predicted model, not a curated record
UAUUUUACCAAGUGGCAGCACAGAGAACAUAAGUCCACGAAAUUUACGUUCUCUGGCAGCGUUCCACCGAAUAUUAUUAAAAAGCGCAAUGAAAAAUAAGGAAGUAGCGAAGUUAUGAAAAAGAAAGAAUAAGGAAAACUUGGACAUUACAGCAAAUGCUGUUUGGAUAAAUUUCCACAGUAGCAUCGGUCAUCAAAACUUGUUGAAUACUUUGGGAAAUUGCAAUUCACGAGAGUAUCAAAUUUUAUACACUGCAGCCAACUGGGAGUGUAGUCAUAUACCAAAAGGUUCCGAUACCACUCUAGGCAGUGGGGAGUGCAGUGAAAAUAUAAAAUGUAUACCCGCGAUACAGAAUUGCGCCGAUUGCAGUCCAACGAUGUAAACAGGCUGGCAGAGACAUUGGGUUUCGAUGGUGGGCGUAAAUUGAUGGAGACAAUACCUAAGCAUUGGUCUAAUCAACAUGCAGUUAGUGUGGGGGAGUCGUUAACGAGAGAUAGCCAUAAAUGGAAUGGCACUAGUGUGGUUGAAUUAAAGUAUAAACCCGAACAAGUGCGGUUAAUAGAAGAAGCAACUAGGCAAACUAGUGGUUGCUACUUUGCUGAGAUAUUAAUACAAGAAUGGAGUACAAGUGGACGGAAGCACGAACGCCCAACGGUUGGUUUUCUCCUACAAUUGCUGAUAAAGGCUGACCUCUGGAAUGCUGCUGAUUUUGUGGCAGAACAUUUUCUAAAUGAACCAGCACCUGAACGCCCGUUGGAAGGACCGGGUGCAAAAGUGGACAUAUCUAUCCCAACAGAAUGUUUCGGCAGUGUGGCAGAUUUCGUAAACGACUCCGUCGGCUUCCCAGACACAGAAACAAUUAAUGAUAAUGCUAUUUUUGUGGAUGGAUUGGUGGACCACAAUCGAGAUUAUUACACGAAAGUUUCUCCAUUCAGCAAGGACGUGAAUAACACAGCACCGAAACCACCACCAAGAACACGCUCUGCGCGGCAACAAAAUACAAAGCAACUUCUCCAUCAGGAACAACAGUUACAACCACUAACACUAACAGCACAAACCAAUAAAGAAACUGCUAUUGUGGACGCUAAUGGUCAUAUUAAGAGGAAUCAGAGAGAUGAACCUGUAGAUACAUCAAAAGAGAAAACAAACUUCAACUUUUCUUUAGGCGACAAUAUAACUGCUCAUAAUAUACCAGAGUUAAGCGAUUUGCUUUUAGUUGACAGCGCUCCUCAUUCAACUGAAAAGCCAAGGGAUAGACACAACGAAAUCCCUAUGCUCUCUAUACUGUGUUGUAAUACCGCCGAAGCAUCUGGUAAGAUACCUAGUAUGCCAAUCGCUACUUCAAUAUCGAAUGAAGCAAUACCUCUUGGUCACAAUGCAACCACUACAUCUGGCAACACACCGAAUAUACCAAUUAUUGCUACAACUUCAAAUGUUGCGUCUCCUUUAAUGGCAGCAUCAUCGGGUUUGACUGCCAGCUUACCACUGCUCACUGAACUUAAUAUGGAAUCGGCAAGCGGGGAGGUUGUGAAUUCUGCAGUGCAAGAAAGAAGCUCAAGAAGAAGUUCUAAUCCGAAUCAGUUGCAACAUCAAACUAGUUCACCUUCGCAAAAUGUUUUAAGUGACGGUAGUCGCUGCAGUAGUUUAAGUAAUGAUAGCUUUGACGACGACGACGAAAACGACCUAAACGGUAUUAACAUGUCGGAUACGGGUAAUGUUGAUAUUGAAUUAGCGGAUGGAAAUUCCGGAGAUCAGAGCCUGCCAAACUUAAGUGUUUUCGGUCGACAAAGCCCAAACAAUGACUCAAGCUUGACAACGGUAACAUGUACAAGUGGUGAAAAUAGCUUUGAGCUGAGUUUGAAUGAAUCUAGCUCAACUUCUACAACCGAUCCGACUGCACAAAGAAAAUGAAUUAAUAUUCUUGAUUCUUGCAUGGGUAUUAUAAAAAAAUAGUUUGAAUUUCAACGGCAUUCCAAACAUAAAAGUAAAAAGGAAUAAUUCACUUUCCUAUUAUUAUUGGUUCUUGAUAUAUAUAAAAAAUAUACAGAUAACUGUAAUUAAAAUUGGCAUAUCCGUACGACGUUUUAAGACAACUUCCAAUUACAGCUUUCUGAAUUUUAAAUGACAAUGGAAUCUACGACAGUAUGAAUUCCAAAUCUAAAAAAAAAAAAUAUUACUGUAAAUUGUAAAAUAUAAAUACAAAAUCAUUCACCUAUACUCUUUAAAAGAAAUAAUAUUCAUUAUUUUUUAAGAAAAUAAUAUUUAUUUACUUUUUUCGUUAUUCAGGUGCAAUUAGAGAUUAAAACUACUCAACCUUUUACAAUUUUAUUUAGUUUGUAUUAAAAUGUGCUUUAAGUUAAUGAAAUUCACAUUUGUAAACUAUCGAAAAUCAUAAAAUAAUUACGAUAAACGAAAUAAUAAAAGAAGUUAAUUAAAUUAA